GUCCCCUAGAUACAUUUCCUCUUUCCCUUCAACCUUCAAUCAUGAAAUCAGUCAUUCGUUCGAACCUUCUUUGAUUUCCGUCUCUCGUUAAUCUAUUUUGGUCUUGCUUCUCUCCUUGUGUUUCAUCCAAAACCAUCCAAUCUCAUUCUCCCCCCGAAAUGCCCCCUUCGGCCCUGACCACGACCUUUAUACAAUCGACCUUCCUGAAUGCUAUCGCCAAUGUGCUCGCCCAGAUCAUAGAUCAAUACCACCGCGGUAAACCCCUAUCAAAAUUCCACCUCAACUCCCCCGCCCUCCUCCAAUUCCUCAUCUACGGCCUCCUAAGCGUCCUCCCGAACUUCAUCUGGCAACGAUUCCUGGAAACCCAAUUUCCAGGGUUUCCGACCUUCGCGCGCCGCCGGAGGUAUACCACCGUCACCCAUCCAACCCCUUCUAGAUCAAGAAAGACAGGAAAAGAGAAAGGGAAGGCUGGGGAGGUGUGUAUUACUAUUUCUCUUGAUGAUGAUGAUGAACAUAGUGACGGUGAUGAUCUGGGUUUGGAUGGGAAGGUAGGGGGCUGGGGGUGGUUUAAGGAGAAGAACAAGUCCAGCAGUACCAAAUGGAGGAUGGGGAUGGGGAUGGGGAUGGGGAUGUUUCGGCCCAGGAAGAAGGAGAAGGCAAACAUCACCAACACCACCACCACCGGGUGGAGGAAUUUCCUGGCGAAGUUCUUGUUGGAUCAGACGGUGGGAUCGGUGAUGAAUAUUUUGUUGUUUGUGGUGUUGAUUAAUUUGUUGAAGGGGGUGGGGUGGUCUGGGUGUUGGGCUUUGGUGCGCGAGGACUUUCGACCCAUCAUGAUGGCUCGGCUCAAGUAUCGCCCGCUCGUCUCCGUGCUCAUGUACACGGUUGUACCCGUGGAUCGGCGUGUGGUCUUCGGCAGUGCCUGCGGCGUGAUCUGGGGCGUCUAUCUGAGCUUGUAUGCGGUGGUCUAGACUUCUUCUUCGAUUUCCUGUUGCUGGGGUUUGCUGCGGGCUAUCACUUCUCUGGAAUAGAGACGCUGCUGCUAGAGUCAAACUCCCAUUUUAACAU
Messenger RNA from Aspergillus homomorphus CBS 101889, 1068 nucleotides. RefSeq lists its product as uncharacterized. Lineage: Eukaryota; Fungi; Ascomycota; Eurotiomycetes; Eurotiales; Aspergillaceae. Bases 159 to 971 code for a protein of 270 amino acids. The transcript is spliced from 3 exons. The record is from RefSeq and is a predicted model, not a curated record. Gene Ontology annotation, cellular component: membrane; cytoplasm.